This is a messenger RNA of Patiria miniata (bat star), 2276 nucleotides long. RefSeq names its product high-affinity choline transporter 1-like. NCBI's taxonomy places the organism in Eukaryota, Metazoa, Echinodermata, Asteroidea, Valvatida, Asterinidae. The record is from RefSeq and is a predicted model, not a curated record. Gene Ontology annotation, molecular function: choline:sodium symporter activity. Bases 529 to 2154 code for a protein of 541 amino acids. Gene Ontology annotation, cellular component: plasma membrane. The transcript has 9 exons. Gene Ontology annotation, biological process: transmembrane transport; choline transport; acetylcholine biosynthetic process.
UUUUUAUAUCCAAUCAAAAUUGUUAUGUAAAUGACAAGCUUUAUACAUUUUUUUUUUCAGUGGGAUUUUCUUCUCUCGUAGGCAGCUGCUCGACCUUUUUCCACACCUGAUGUCUAUUUCCGAUUGCAUAAGCACUUUCCAAUUAGCUAAACAGAAUGUUCGAGGUCGUCUCCAGCUCGUGAUAAUAACAUUUAAAUAUCAACUGUAAAACAGUAGCCAAAUAUGAAAUGUCACUGAUUAUCUUUACGACAUCAAACAGACCAUGAUAAAAGCAAGAACAAAAUUUACAUACAAUGUAAAAUCAGACAUGGUGCAUGUUGCUCGUUGAACUAAUCACAGCUCUCCACAUUAUACUGUGCUGUUUAGAGUGUGCGUUACAGAACGAACCGACAGAUCGGGGAUUUUCUGUUCCUUCUGCAGUGCAGACAGCCAAGACGUCGCAGGUCCCCCUUGCCCAACUUGUAGGCCUACCUCCGAUUUAUCAUCUCCAACAGUCCAACUUGUAGGCCUCUGAAUUAAGAAUCCAAGAUGGCUAUAAACUGGGGAGGAGUGGCCGGCAUCAUUGUCUUCUACCUGCUGAUUCUGGCCGUCGGGCUGUGGGCGUCUCGCAAGAACAAAGGAUCCAAAGAUCAAGAGCAAGUGGUGCUGGCUGGCAGAAACAUUGGAGCAGUGGUUGGGAUCUUCACCAUGACUGCUACGUGGGUGGGAGGAGGUUACAUCAACGGAACAGCCGAGAACGUCUUCAAACCUAAAGGGAAUUCUGGAUUAGUCUGGACCCAGGCAGUGUGGGGAUAUUCAACAAGUCUCGUUCUAGGAGGUCUGUUCUUUGCCAAAAUCAUGCGGUCCAAGGGUUACAUCACCAUGUUGGACCCGUUCCAGCUCAAGUACGGCUCCCGCAUGGGUGGGCUGCUCUUCAUUCCCGCCCUUACGGGAGAACUCUUCUGGACGGCGGCCAUAUUGAAUGCUCUAGGAUCGACCAUCAGUGUGGUACUUGAGCUAGAUAUGACACUCUCUGUCAUUGUGUCCGCCUGCAUUGCCGUGUUCUACACGUUCUUCGGUGGUCUAUACUCAGUAGUCUACACUGAUAUCAUUCAGCUCAUCUGCAUAUUUGUAGGCUUGUGGAUCUGCGUUCCCUUUGCGAUGACCAAUGAGGCGGUGGAGCCGAUUGGGUCAACGUCUCAGGAAUGGCUGGGCACGAUUGAGUCUGAUCAGGCCGGACUGUGGAUAGAUUCUGCCCUGCUACUGGUAUGUGGAGGCAUCCCAUGGCAGGCAUACUUCCAACGCGUUCUCUCCUCCAAGACUCCACGGACGGCACAGAUCUUGUCGUUCGUUGCCGGCUUCGGAUGCAUCCUUAUGGGCAUCCCAUCAGUUCUUAUUGGUGCAGUCGGAGCGAGCACAAGCUGGAAUGAUACGACCCUUGACCUUGGGAAAAUUGACCCGUACAGUCAAACCAGCCUCAUUCUCCCAUUGGUCAUCCAGUAUCUGACCCCUCCGGUCAUCUCGUUCAUUGGUCUCGGGGCCGUGUCGGCUGCCGUUAUGUCCUCGGCCGAUUCUUCCAUUCUCUCAUCUAGCUCCAUGUUCACUCACAAUAUCUACAAGCAGGUGUUUCGCCCAAAGGCCGGUAAAGUUGAGCUUGUGUGGGUGAUGCGCGCCAGCAUUGUCGUAGCCGGCGUCAUAGCAACGGUGCUCGGUCUGUCAAUCAACUCCGUCUACAAGCUCUUUGUCUUCUGCUCCGACUUUGUCUACGUUGUGCUGUUCCCUCAACUCCUCUGCGUCAUUUACUUCUCCAAGUGCAACACGUACGGUUCGUUGCUGGCCUACAUCGUAGCCCUGAUCUUACGCUUUGGCGGCGGCGACUCCCUGCUCGGCAUUCCGGCCCUGAUCAAGUACCCGUAUUACGACGAAGAGGAAGAAGUCCAACUCUUUCCUUACAAGACUCUGUCGAUGCUCUCGUCUCUUCUAACCAUUCUCGUGGUCUCCUACCCGUUAGACUACCUGUUUAAGAAAGGCACCAUCCCCAAACGCUACGAUUUCUUCCGUUGCGUGGUCAACCUUCCCUCUGCCAAGGAUCAGGUAGAUUUUGAUGACGACGAGGUAAAGUAUAAAUUGAAGAGGCGUGACUCGACGGAUUCGCCUGCCGAGGAGGACGAAUAAUGUGAAACUUAAGUAGUUUGGUAGUAUCUGGGUGUGUAAUGUCAGGCCGGUGUAGCAUGAAUUUAGGUUUUAUGAAAUACGGACUCAUUGGUGGUAUUGCGCAUGCUCAUGCAUAGAUAAUU